Molecule: messenger RNA, 903 nt
Organism: Danio rerio (zebrafish)
Lineage: Eukaryota; Metazoa; Chordata; Actinopteri; Cypriniformes; Danionidae
Source: RefSeq, a predicted model, not a curated record
CUCUCUUUAACGGUGUUUAUGGUACACACUCUCUCACGCACACACUCACGCACCACUACAAACUCGCCGUAGAUGUUAGUAAAGUGUCGGCAUAACCGAUCCGUUGAAGUUUCCCGCGAAAGCAGCGCCGUGAUCCGAAGCGCCGCUCGGUGACGUCACUGCCCCGUCCGUCCGUCCCUCUCUCUCUCUCCGGUGCUGGCGGAUCCGGAGCGCAGUGUCUCCGCGCGCGCCUCCCGGUCGGUCGGUCUCUCGGUCGGUCGCUGUGUGUCUGUGUGUGUGAGUGUGUGUGUGUUUCUCUCCGCUCCGCAAUGAGCCGCUCUGAGCCGCCGGACAACCGAGCAGCGCCGCGGCGUGUGGAUUAACGAUUACCGCCAAACUCCGAGCUCAACACCGCGGGGAUGAAGAUGAUGAAGAGGAGGAGCAGGUUGUGAGAGCGUUGCAGGAGCGUUGUGAGAGGCACACUCAGCGGGUCGUAACAUCAUGCCUGUGCCAAGAGUUUGUGUAGCGUUACCCUCCGUCCGACACACUGUCCUGCUGCUCACCGCCUGCGUCCUGCUCACCUGCGCCGAGUCUCCGCCAAAGUUCCUGCGCACCCCGAGUGAUCAGACGGGUGUUCAGGGCGGCGUGGCCUCCUUCAUCUGCCAGGCGUCCGGCGACCCGCGGCCCAAAAUCGUGUGGAACAAGAAGGGGAAACGGGUCAGCAACCAGCGCUUUGAGGUAGUGAUAGAGUUCGACGAUGGCUCGGGCUCCGUGCUGCGCAUCCAGCCGCUGCGCACGCCGAGAGAUGAAGCCAUUUACGAGUGUGUGGCGUCCAACAGCGUCGGCGAGACCAGCGCCACCACACGACUCACCGUCUUACGUGGUACGUCUGCGGUAAAAACACACUAACGAUUGCUCUCUUAU